This is a messenger RNA of Aedes albopictus (Asian tiger mosquito), 5328 nucleotides long. RefSeq lists its product as uncharacterized. Gene Ontology annotation, molecular function: nucleic acid binding. Bases 1 to 5328 code for a protein of 1775 amino acids. Lineage: Eukaryota; Metazoa; Arthropoda; Insecta; Diptera; Culicidae. The record is from RefSeq and is a predicted model, not a curated record. Gene Ontology annotation, biological process: DNA integration. The transcript has a single exon.
AUGGAUGGCACAGUGGGUAAUGUGAUGCAUACGCCGUCGGUUUCUGAUCAAAAGAAGAAAAAGCAACACAACAUCAUGGAUCAGAAGAUGAACGAGUUUGAGUUCCGCCGACAAGCUGUCACGUCGAAGCUGCAGCGAAUAAAGCUGGUACUUGCCAAGCCAGAGGAAAUCACAGUUCAUCACUUGGACACCUAUCUGCGACGAGUGGAUGCCUGCUAUGAUGAGUUCAACAUCCUACAGAACGAGAUUUAUGCUACGUUUCCUGAUCAACGAGUUCAGCAGGAGAAACAAUUCAUAGAAUUCGAGCAGCUCUAUGAAGGUAUUCGAGUGGCGAUUUGCUCUGCUGUGGAGGCAUAUCGAAUGCAACAAGUUGCUGCUGUUCGACCCCGGUUGGCCGAUGCCGCGGUUGCCGGCGAACAACAACCAGUGAUUGUUAAUCAACCGGCCGGACUACCAGCUGUCCCUCUACCAACCUUCGAUGGGACAUACGAAAGGUGGUUCAGAUUCAAACAGCUCUUCCAGGAUUUGAUGCAAAAACAUCCCGGAUUGUCUGACGCAACCAAAUUGCAUUACUUGACGCAGUCACUGAAGGGAAAGGCGGAGAACGUGAUCAGUGAGCAGAUACUGAACGAAAACAAUUUCCAAGCAGCCUGGAACUUGUUAGAAGAGAGGUUCGAGAAUAAAAGGACGAUCAUCGAUAUUCACGUUGGUGGUCUUCUCAACCUAAAGAAGAUGAAUAAGGAGUGUUCAUCAGACUUGAGGCAGCUUGUAGAGGAGUGCAGUCGUCACGUUGAGGCCUUGGAAUUCCACGAUCAACACAUGGAGGGUAUGUCCGAGCAGCUGGUGGUUUCACUGUUGACGUCCAAGCUUGACAAGGCCACGUUGAGCCUCUGGGAAAGCACCAUCACACCAAAAGAACUGCCAGACUACACGGAAACCAUGCAAUUUCUGCGCAACCGUUGCUUUGUGCUUGAACGCUGCGAGGCAGGUACGUCACACCGAACGAAUGAGGGCGUAAAGCAGAAACCGCAACUAACUGCUCCGAAGCAACACGUCAGGGUGCACACAGCUUUACAAAUCAACGAGGGUGUAUGCGUAAUUUGUGAUGAGUCGCACAACAUCAACAAAUGCAGCGCGUUGAAGCAAAUGACGCUACCCGAGAGAAUUGCGACGGUCAAAGAGAAGCAACUUUGUUUCAACUGCCUGAAACGAGGUCACAGAGUGGGCCAGUGCAAGUCCAGGGUCUGUACGGUAGCUGGUUGCGGAAGAAAACACCAUACGCAGCUGCAUAGUGAGGUUCCAGUGCCGGCGGAGAAGGCUGCUGAAGGAAGUGUUCCGGAGACGAAGAAGGAACCGCCCACCCAACCCGAACAAACAACGUCAGCUGUCACCUGCACCAGUUUCACCGGAAAAUCUGUACAACCGAACAAAAACGAAGUGAUUUUGUCGACGGCCGUAGUGCAAGUGAAGGAUACUCGUGGAUGCUACCGUUCUUGUCGAGUGUUGCUGGAUUCGGGAUCCCAAUCCAACUUCAUGUCCGAAAAUUUCGUCAAAAUGCUUCGACUGAAGUUGGAUAACGUGCGAGUUCCCAUUGUUGGGAUCAAUGGUGAAAAGCUAACGGCAACACAGAGAACUGCAGCCGAAGUUAAAUCAUCCUGCAACGAGUCAUCGUGGAGUCUGGAGUUCCUGAUAGUGCCACAGGUUACUGGCGUUCUUCCGUUGGAGAAAAUUGAUGUGCGUCCAUGGAAUAUACCGCCCGACCUGAACCUAGCAGAUCCCCGUUUCAACAUUCCAGCUCGAGUAGACAUGUUGAUCGGGGCCGAACUCUUUUUUGAACUACUGAUAACCGAACGCCUAAAGCUCGACAUCGGUCAACCUAUGCUAUGGCGAUCGGAGCUCGGUUGGAUUGUUUGCGGUUCCUACAGGAGCAAUCAGAGGCCAGUGGUGGUAACUACCGCCCAAUGCCAACCGGCGGAAACAAAUUUGGAGGAUACUGUGCAGCGUUUCUGGGAGCAAGAGGAAGUUCCGGAAACGACGAAGCUGACAACCGAAAACGAGCAGUGCAUCGAACAUUUCGAGAAAACUCAUCGUCGAGAAAACGGCCGCUUUGUUGUUAGGCUGCCCUUCCGAAACAACGUAAACCAGCUCGGAGAUACACGACAUCUUGCUGAGCGGCGAUUUCUGCACUUGGAGAGGAGAUUUGUACAGUCUCCAGAGCUGAAACAACAGUACGUAUCGUUCAUCAACGAAUACUUGGCAUUAAGACAUUGCCGAAGAGUGGAGCAUGCAGGUAACGAAGAUCAUGGAUACUAUCUGCCACACCAUGCCAUUGUAAAACCGACGAGCUCAACAACAAGACUUCGCGUUGUAUUCGACGCAUCGGCGCGUUCAGACACGAACCUUUCCUUGAACGACGUGCUGAUCACCGGACCUGUACUACAGGACAGUUUGAUGGCGAUAGUCCUACGAUUUCGUCGGUACAAGUACGUCUUUACAGCCGACAUUGUUAAGAUGUAUAGGCAAAUCCGGGUCGAUGAGUCCGAUUCGCCGUAUCAGAAAAUCCUGUGGAGGGAAAACUGUCAAGAACCGCUGAACACAUUAGAGCUCACAACAGUGACCUACGGCACCUCUUGCGCACCGUUUUGUGCAACCGCUUGUCUCAAGCAGUUGGCGGACGACGAGCAAACGGAGUUCCCGAUAGCAUCCAAGGUAGCUCGGAAGGAUUUUUAUAUGGACGACGUACUAUCCGGAGAUGAUGAGCUGCAAAGGGCUCUGGAGAGCCAAUAUCAACUAACCGCAAUGCUGCAACGUGGAGGAUUUCGUCUGCACAAAUGGUGUGCAAACACGCCCGAACUACUCGAACGGAUUCCAGUCAACGAACGUGAAGUGCAAGCGAAGAUAGAGGAUCAUAACCCCAACGAAGUGAUCAAGACCCUUGGGUUACUGUGGGAUCCGAAAAAUGAUGUGUUCCUGUUUAGAACGCGAACACAAGACGAAAUGCGAGAGUUUAAUACGAAGCGCACCGUUCUAUCAGAUACAGCGAAAAUCUUUGACCCUCUUGGGCUUUUGGAACCAGUUACUGUCGUGGCCAAGCUUUUCAUACAAGAGCUUUGGGCCCGCGGCGUGAACUGGGACGAACGAUUGACGGCAGAACAGGAAGCCAGGUGGAGAAGGUUUACGCAAGACCUGCAGCGCAUCAACGAAUUGCAAAUACCGAGAAGGGCUCUCGCAGACGAUGCAACCGCUUUCGAAAUUCAUGGCUUCUCUGAUGCCAGCCAGAAAGCAUACGGCGCGUGUGUGUAUUUGAGGAGCAUUAAGCGAGAUGGCACAGCUGCCAUGCAUUUGUUGAGCAGCAAAACCCGAGUGGCACCAUUGCCGAAAAAGCCCGGCAGCAAACGGAGCGGCAAACCGUUCACUAUUCCUAGAGCGGAGCUGUGUGGUGCUCAUUUGAUGGCGAAAUUGGUAGCUGCGAUAAUCGAGCACCUGGAUCUGGAAGUCCACGCAAUCGUACUGUGGUGCGACUCGCAGAUUGUGCUAUGUUGGCUGAACAAAUCUCCGGAUACCCUGGAGGUUUUUGUUGGCAACAAGGUUCGAGAGAUCAAACAGCUAACGGACGGUUUUGAAUGGCGAUACAUCAAUACGAAACAAAAUCCAGCAGACUUGGCAUCUCGAGGGCUGAGUUCAUCGGAGUUGCAGCAGUCUGCCAUCUGGUGGCACGGUCCGUCGAUGCUACACAACGCUGACUACACGUACCAACACAUCGAGCAACCCCCCUGCAACGAUUACGAACUUGCAGCUCUGGCCCACGUGUCGGUUCAGGUGCAACCAUGUGAACUGUUAACAAGGUAUAGUGAUUUCCGCCGUCUUCAGCGCAUUGUGGCCUACAUAUAUCGGUUCCUGGACAACUGCAGGCAGAAGGACGGUACCCGAAGGCGUACAGGAUUCUUGACGGUAAUCGAAUUGCGUUCCGCAACGCAAAAAAUUAUCUCGCUGGCUCAACUUGAAGGCUUCGCAGACGAGUUCCGGAUGCUGAGGAGCGGCCAAACGGCGAAAAGCAAGCUAUUGGCGUUAGACCCGUUCAUCGAUCGUGAAGGAAUGCUGAGAGUUGGUGGCCGCUUGAAACACGCUAAUAUUUCAUUCGGCAAGAAACACCAGUUGCUGCUACCACGCAGUCACCAUGUGACAAAGAUUUUGAUCGCGGCGCUACACAAGGAGCAUCUUCAUAUCGGACAACAAGGAUUACUGGCAAUAGUACGUCAACGCUAUUGGCCGGUACGAGCCAAAUGCACCAUCCGGCAAAUAGUGAAGAAAUGCGUCCGGUGUUUUCGAAUGAAUCCUCCUGAAGUUGUGCAGUUUAUGGGAGCGUUGCCGGAUUAUCGGGUGAACCCCUCGCCGGUCUUCUACAGCACGGGAAUAGACUAUGCAGGGCCAUUCUUCGUCCGGCAAGGUCGUCGAGCAGCGAAAGUGAAGGCAUACGUGGCGUUGUUCAUUUGUAUGAGCACCAAGGCUAUACAUUUGGAACUUGUGUCGGAUCUCACCAGUGCAGCAUUCUUGGCGGCCUUGCAUAGAUUCGUUGGACGUCGUGGAUGUCCGGAGAAAUUGGUAUCAGAUAACGCAACCAACUUCAAAGGCGCCCAUUCGGAGUUACAGGAGCUCUACAAACUGCUCCAGUCGCAACAACUGCAGGACGAAGUCGAUCGCUUCUGUGCAGCCAAGGAGAUCCAGUGGUCCUUCAUACCGCCCCGAUCGCCGAACUUCGGGGGUAUAUGGGAGGCUGGAGUCAAGGCGGCGAAAUCCCACCUCAAGGUGAUUUUGUGUGAGGCAUCCUUGACCUAUGAAGAAAUGAACACGGUGUUAGUUCAAAUAGAAGCAAUAUUAAACUCCAGGCCCCUAACGCAAAUCUCCAAUGACGCCAAUGACCUAACUGCAUUGACACCGGGUCACUUUUUGGUGGGCCGUGAAUUAACAGCAGUUCCUGAGCCGAGCUACGGCAAUGUGCGAGUAUCGUCUUUGUCCAGAUGGCAGCACUUACAGAAGUUGAAGCAAGAUUUUUGGGCUAGAUGGUCAGCAGAAUACCUGAGCGAAUUGCAGCCGAGGAGUAAGUGGUAUAAGGGCAAGGUAACCAUUCGUCCAGGAAUGCUGGUGGUAAUAAGGGAAGACAACGUGGCACCUCAACUGUGGCACCUUGGCCGCAUAACGGAGGUUACACCAGGUGCUGAAGGCUUGGUCCGCGUGGUAAAGAUUCGUACGACUAAUGGAGAAGUAAGCCGAUCAGUCAGCAAGAUUGCGAUUUUGCCCAUUGAGGAUUCCAGCGAAGGAAUGAAUUGA